This is a messenger RNA of Vitis vinifera (wine grape), 2327 nucleotides long. RefSeq names its product pentatricopeptide repeat-containing protein At2g37310. The record is from RefSeq and is a predicted model, not a curated record. Gene Ontology annotation, biological process: RNA modification. The coding region runs from base 1 to 2004 and encodes 667 amino acids. Gene Ontology annotation, molecular function: protein binding; RNA binding. The transcript has a single exon. NCBI's taxonomy places the organism in Eukaryota, Viridiplantae, Streptophyta, Magnoliopsida, Vitales, Vitaceae.
AUGAGGCUCACAAAGUUUCUUCAAAUUCAAAUAUCGCCCACUCCCAACGGUGGAAUCCACCACUGUCUACAAAACCUCUGCAGCGUCAAUGGACUCGACUAUGGCGCUUUCGGCCGUCUCAUCCAACACUGCAGCGACCACCGCCUCCUGCGUCAGGCCAAGCAGCUUCACGCCCGCAUCGUUCUGUCGUCUCUUACGCCUGACAACUUCCUUGCUUCAAAGCUCAUCACUUUUUACUCGAAGUCCAAUCAUCUUUAUGAAGCGCACAAGGUGUUCGAUAAAAUUCUUGACAAGAACAUCUUUUCUUGGAACGCUAUGCUCAUUGGGUACUCCAUUCAUAACAUGCAUGUGCACACGCUUAAUCUGUUAUCGUCUCUGCUGCCGUCUUAUUCCCUCACUCUGAAACCUGAUAAUUUCACGAUCACUUGUGUUUUAAAGGCGCUAUCGGUUUUAUUUCCUGACUCAAUCUUGGCUAAGGAGGUUCAAUGCUUUGUUUUACGGCAUGGAUUUGAUUCGGAUAUCUUUGUUGUCAAUGCUCUGAUUACCUACUACUCGAGAUGUGAUGAAUAUGGUAUAGCGAGAAUUUUGUUUGAUAGGAUGCAUGACAGAGAUAUUGUAUCAUGGAAUUCGAUGAUUGCGGGCUAUUCACAGGGUGGGUUUUAUGAAGAUUGCAAGGAGUUGUAUAGAAAAAUGCUAGAUUCAACAGGGUUGAGACCAAAUGGCGUAACAGUGGUCAGUGUUUUGCAGGCCUGUGCACAGACAAAUGAUCUCGUUUUUGGGAUGAAAGUUCACCAGUUUAUAAUUGAAAGAAAGGUUGAGAUGGAUGUUUCAGCCCAUAAUUCGCUUAUUGGGUUAUAUGCGAAAUGUGGGAGCUUGGAUUAUGCUCGAGAAUUAUUUAAUGAGAUGAGUAACAAGGAUGAAGUCACUUACGGGUCAAUUGUAUCUGGGUACAUGACUCAUGGGUUUGUUGACAAAGCCAUGGAUCUUUUUCGGGAAAUGAAAAACCCAAGAUUGAGUACAUGGAAUGCUGUGAUUUCAGGACUGGUUCAGAACAACUGCAAUGAGGGCAUUUUGGAAUUAGUUCAAGAGAUGCAGGAAUUUGGGUUUAGGCCAAAUGCUGUGACGCUUUCUAGUAUUCUUCCUACAUUUUCUUGUUUUUCAAAUCUUAAAGGAGGGAAAGCAAUUCAUGCGUAUGCUAUUAGGAAUGGUUAUGCUCAUAAUAUUUAUGUGGCAACUUCCAUUAUUGAUGCUUAUGCAAAAUUAGGAUUUCUUCGUGGGGCACAAUGGGUUUUCGAUCAAUCAAAGGAUAGGAGCUUGAUAGUUUGGACAGCAAUAAUCUCAGCAUAUUCAGCCCAUGGAGAUGCUAAUGCAGCCCUUAGGUUGUUUGGUGAUAUGCUGAGUAAUGGAACUCAGCCUGACCCUGUCACUUUCACUGCAGUGUUAGCAGCUUGUGCCCAUUCUGGGAUGGUCAAUGAAGCUUGGAAGAUAUUUGAUGAGAUGUUUCUAAAAUAUGGCUUUCAGCCCUGUGUUGAACAUUAUGCUUGCAUGGUAGGAGUUCUAAGCCGAGCUGGAAUGCUCUCUGAAGCAGCAGAAUUCAUUUGUAAAAUGCCAAUUGAACCAAAUGCCAAAGUUUGGGGUGCACUGCUCAAUGGGGUUUCAGUUUCUGGUGAUGUUGAACUUGGGAAGUUUGUUUGUGAUCAUUUGUUCAAUAUGGAGCCUGAAAACACAGGUAAUUAUGUCAUUAUGGCAAAUUUAUACUCACAAGCUGGGAGAUGGGAAGAAGCUGAAAAUAUUAGGGAGAAGAUGAAGAAAAUUGGUUUGAAGAAGAUCCCAGGAACAAGUUGGAUUGAAACAAGUGGAGGGUUACGAAGCUUUAUAGCUAGGGAUGUAUCAAGUGAAAGAUCUGAAGAGAUAUAUGGGAUGCUGGAAGGGUUGCUUGGGUUGAUGAGAGAAGAAGGGUACACUUUGCAGGAUGAGCUUGAUGAGGAGUGUGCUUAUAUUUGAGCAUGGAAUCAUCAAAUAUCAAUGGAUUUGUUGCCGAUUCAGAAUAUACAUGAUGUGCAAAGGCCAUCGUGAUUCAUGGUGAAUGUUCCCACCUUCAAGAGAUACCCUUUUGGUUAAAAUUCCUCCCACAUAUUCAGAAUAUCAAAGGGAUGAAGGUCAGAAUUUAUGUGGGAGUUGGAGCUCUGAAAAUGGCCAUUUUUCUGACAGUUGAGCAUAGGCAUCUAGCCUGGGAGCUCAGUAUCAGAAGAUCUAUUUUCUUUUCUCAGGCUAUUGAUGAAAUAGUUAUCCCUAAUUUAAUUGUUGAUUUGAACCUUGAGAAGGUA